AUGGCAACGGCAGAGCCGAAACGGCCGGCGGCCGGAAAGCGGGCUGCGCCCCGCGGCAAAGAGGCUGCGCCUCAGAUGAAGGAGAAGCUCUCCUCAGCGCCCGAUACAAAGGUGGGUGAAGAUCAACUUCGACGUGGACGAGGCCCUGCUUCAGCUUGCUCUGAGCCUGUCGGAGCAGCCAAGGACGCCAAGGUAGCCGAGAGGUAUCCCUACGGAAUGCCGCCGUUUGGAUACCAGCUGCAACAAGGCCCUGACGGGCGCCCAUGGCACACGGAUGGAAAGCAGUGGUGGCCUGCAGGUUUUGAGGCGAUGAUGGCCUCUCAACAAUGGUCGACGCCCUACUCCCCUUGGAGCUUUCCGAGUCAGAGGACUGCCUUCAACCCCAAGGAGUUUGAGGAGUACGUCAAGCAGCAUGCCACCAGAACGAAGGUGAAGACAGAGACGAAGGACGACAGGCCGAACAAGGAUGAGAAGAAAGACAAGAAGGACAAGCCUUCCAAGGAUGGGGGUCGUGACAAAAAGAAGAAGCAGAAUGAUGAAGGACCUCCGGAUGAUGCCCCCGAUUGGGGAGGAGAUGAUGAUGAUGGACCAGGCGAUGAACCAGAUCCGGAGGAUGACAGCCAAUACACGUAUGAAGAAGAAAGCGAAGAAGAAGAAGAGCUGGAGCAAGACCGUUCGGUCGAGGUGACGCCGAGGUCUAUGCCUGAGCCAGCACCACCGCCAGCAGGUGCUGGUGCAAGACGCGGGCCGCGACCCAGGCGUCAACAACAGCCGCAGGAGGAGCCACGAGGAACACAUCAUGUGGGCGGCGCCCCAAGGAGGCGGAGACCUCAGGGAUCACAUGGUGGUAGCAACCCGCCAUCUCUGCCUUCAAGAGGGUCAGCGACCCCAGCCUCGAGCCGGAGGACGGAGACCAUCCGGACGGAGUCCGUGCGGCAGCUGCUGCGAGAUCGUCCCGAUCAGCCAGAAGCUCGUGCCAGAGCCAAUCUGGGACAGGUGCGCUUGGAGACCUUCUCAGGUGACCGAGCGCAGUACAGGAACUGGAUGAAGACGAUUCAAGCGCAGAAGCAGCUGUACCAGAUACAGGACAAGGAGCUGGCCGUCUUGCUGUUCCUGUCCUGUACAGGCGAAGCCCGGGAGGUGCUCAACCAGUUGGAAGUUUCGGACAUGCAAGAAGAAGGAGGACUUCAAAGGAUCCUUCGCUUGCUUGAGGAUGCCUAUGGCAGCAAAGCAGACGAAAGAUUCGAGGAGAAGCAAAGUGCCUUCUUGAACUACCGACGAUCAGCUGGACAAAGCAUAGCAGCCUACUUGGCGACGCUAAAGCGGCUCCGAAACGAGUAUCUCCAGGAAGAUACCGGCUCAACCAUCAGUGACCGCGCAUUCGCGCAGAGAAUGCUCACAAGAGCGGCACUGACGCGCCGCGAACGCUACGACUGCUUCUUUGCAGCAGGCGGCGCCUACCGAUCUGCCCCUAUAGAAAAGGUCUUGAGGUUCAGGUGUGCGAACGUGCACAUUGAAGAACGCCCUGAAACUCGACGCCAAGAAGGAUACCCAAGGGCAUCAAGACCACCACCGAAGAGAAGAACCUUCAAAAGGUCAGAUCGCCGCACCCCUCACCGAGCUACCAGGCAUGCACAUGUGGCUGAUGAAGACGAUGGCUAUGACGAAGACGAGGACUUCGACCAAGCCACCGACGAAGAAGACUUGGAGCAAGAGGCGCUCAUGGCCGAGGAGGAGAUGCCGGAAGAAGAAGAUUGGAGCUACUAUGAGGAUGACGCCGAGAACGAAGAGGUCGAGGCGGUGGAUCAGGCAGCUUUGCAAGAGGCUUUUGCAGCUGGCUGGCGAGCGAAGGACAAGACCGCCCAGGCUCGGCAGAACCGUGGCUAUCGAGACAGCGGCAAACCCCAAAAGGGGAGAGGAAAAGGGAAGAGGCCUGACAGCCGCAAGCCGGACGACCGCAAGCGCAACAGCACUUGUGCGUCUUGUGGACAGAAGGGACAUUGGCGCGGCGAUGCAAUUUGUCCCAAUGUGCAGUCAGGCAAGGAUGCCCCACACCGGAAGGAAAGUUCAACCCACUAUACAACAGCAUCGGGUUCUGGGAAGGGCAGCGCUCUCCAACCCAAGCGGGGCAGCGCCCCAUCGCCUGAUCGAGCUGAUGACAGGCCUCCCCUGCAGCGCAGGCCAGGCUCAGCGAGCCGUGAAGAAGGCCAAGCUGGUACAACUCCGAAGUGCCCUCCUACACCGCCGCCGAAGAAGAAGGACGAGGUGGACAAGACCCCAAUGGAGACUUAUGUGACGCCGACACCAAAGGCGAAGCGGGAGAAGCCACCUGCGCCACCUCAUCCACCACCAGGACGAGCAAAGGAAGAGAUCGAGCGAUCCCCCAGUCGAAAGGAGCCAGAGUUGGAGCCGAAGGCUUCCCCAGGAGAAAAACCCAAGAAGAGAAGGAGACGCUCGGCUGGAGAUAAAGACAAGGACAAGGAUCGCCACAGGAGAUCCGCAGGAGAACAUCGAUCUGACAGGGAUCGCACACGCGAGCGGCGCCGCGCGAAGGAUGAGGGGGAGGCCACACCGGCCAGCACCCCAAGAGAAGGAGCAGAGGAGGCGUUUGUGUCACAGCCUUCAACAGGCACAACAGCACGCCAAUGCAACUGGACCUACAUGGUCGGCGGAUGGGAUGUUAUCAAGGACUAUGACUCCGAUGGAUCCAACACGGUUUCAUCUCAGGAGCUGGAAUCGGAGAGUGACCUGGAUGACCUGGUUCGCAAGUACCAGUUCCAGAACACCCCCGCGCCCAAGUCUGCGGCACGACAGAAGCUCAAGGUGAAGUUGAUGACAGUUCUCAAGUCCCUCACUGAGGAGGAGCAGGAUGAGGAGAUCAAACGCAGGCUGCAGAAGAAACAGGAUCGCCUGCGAGACAAGAUCACUGCGAAGGCGGUGAGAUCACAGGCCUCUGGUUCGGAAACUCCAGCCAGGACGAGGCCAAAGCAGGAGACGAGAGACCCAAAGUUAGAUGAAGACAUGGGUUUGUCGUCGGAGGAAUUGCUGAGGAUCCUUCCCAACAUGUCGAAGGAAGAGAAGAAGAUGCUCUACAAGCAGUUGAAGAAGGAGCGAGAGGAGGAUGCUCUCAAGCUCUUUGAGAAGGAUCCACCAGCCACUGCAUCAACAAAACUCAAGAGGCCAGAUCGCAGACGAGAUGGGUAUUCGGCAGCGACCAUGCCCACAUCUUCCACAGGCCGCAGCCUACGGAAGGAUGAGGUUGAAGAACCGCCAGACCAGGAGGAGAAGAUCCCAGUUGGCGUCAAGAAGAAGCGCAUGGAGAAGUUCCGAAGGCAACUUUAUGAAGCAACCCGGAAUCGAAAAGGGAAGAUUGUCCCUUCAGAAGCUUCGGAUCUUCCAAAUGCAGACCAGGAGCAAUGCUCACAUCCCUAUGAGCGCUUGCUCUGGGGUGCCAAUCUACAUGCCCAUUGGGCCAACUGCAAGGACUGCAAGCUGAGGAAGGUCUUGUACUACUCAGUCAUGCAUGGAGCGAUGACGUCCGACCAGUGCAGCCACGCUUUGAAUCAGGAGCACGAGGCCUACCAGGCGAACGUGCUGGCACCCGGACAUGUCAUCCUGGACACGGGAUGCCGAACGGCUGUGGCAGGACGUAAGUGGCAUGAGGCUUUGCAGUCCCUGAUGCUCAAGAAAGGUCUCCCCUUCCACAAGACCAACCACGAGGAGGUCUACCGUUUUGGGGCUGGAGCACCAGUCCUCAGCACUGAGGCUUUCUUGUAUGCGGUUCAGAUCUACGACCACAAGUCUUGGGUGAGGAUUGCAGUUGUCGACAACACCCCGGACGACAACAGGGUAGCUGAGUGCCCAGGCCUAGUAGGCCCUGCAGAGCUUGCCCGCUGGAAGGUGCAGAUUGACUUCGCCAAGUUGCAGGUUGCAAUUCAUGGGAAAUGGCAACCCACAGUUUUGUCGCCCUCCAGGCACCCAAUUCUCAACCUGCUGAACGUUGGCAAGCAUCCGAACCCAUCUGCAUGGGAGACCGGAGAUCUCAGAGAGCUGAGGCUGCGCCUCACCAAUGAUCCGCAUUCCUUUGCCCUCCUGCAAGAGGCAUUGGAUGAUCUGAGCUCAGAUGACGGCUGCGCCGCCGAGCCAGACCCAACUACGAAUGAAGCCGUCCAUUGGACGGGUCCCCAAUUUGAGAUGAUGGCCCGCUGGCAGAAGAAAUCCGAGUCUGAGACCAUCAACUUGCUGGAUGUGAUGGGAGUGGAUUGCUUCAGAGCCACUACCAGCAAGGACGAUGACGACACAUCAACAGGCUCAAUCAGCGAACGUGAAAGCGAGACAUCACACGAGGGUGGCUUACCACUCAACAGUUCAGAGGAGGAGACCACCGAGACCGAGGACGACAUGACGGACGAGGUGAUGAUAGCUGGCAGCGCCGGUGACACGGAAUAUCUUGGAAAGGGCCAGAAGCGAAGACUUUUGGCUGCUGCCAAGAACAUCAGUGAAGCCGUCGAGACCGAGCGCAACAUCUUCAAGAAGGAGAAGGAGGUCCCUCGAGUACGCCGGCUGCGCACCGGUUACAAGAUCCUGGAGAUCUUCACGUGGUCAUGCAUGCUUUCAAGGUUUGCCUAUGGAUUGGGCUGGGAGUAUCUCGAGCCGGUGACCUUGCCGGGUUGGGAUCUGACAGAUCCAAAGGUGCAGUAUGAGGCCCACCAGUACAUCGACAGGGUCGAUCCUGACUUCAUCAUGCUGGCAUGGCCUUGUGGCCCUUGGUCCCCACUUCAAAGAUUGAAUCAAAAGACUUGGACCCAGCGAGAAGCUCUCAAACACAAACAGAACACUUCGAAGAAGCUGCUGAAGUUCUCAGCUCAAGUCUCUUUGAAGAGACAACGGAAUGGCCGCGCCAUCCUGGGUGAAAAUCCCCUGCCGAGCCUGGCAUGGAAGCAAGAAGACAUCAUCGAUGGCUUUGGAGGCUUGGCAGAGGGCAUUUGUGAUCAAUGCCAAUAUGGCCUUCGACAUCCUGAAAACAAAAUGCCCCUGAAAAAGGCCACUCGCUUUGUUGGACAAGAAGAGAUAGUGGCCGAGCUCAGGAAGAGGUGCAAUGGGGAGCAUGAGCAUUUCCCUAUUGAGGGUUCAGUUCGAACCGAGGAGUAUGGCACUAUCAGCCUAUCUUCCUGGGCUGGAGGAUAUCCAAUUCCUCUGUGUAAAGCCAUCAUGAGAGGAGCUUUAAGCUUUCUGCAUCGGCCGGCUGCGCCGGGAAAAGAGAUCUACGUCUUGGAGGAGUUCGUCGCGGAGGAGUCCUUUCAAGAUGGAGCAGAAGGAAUCGAAGAAGAGGAGCAACGCAUUGCCCAGGAGAACAAGCGCAAGACUGAGGAACUUGAGGAGGACGAACGACGUCCCAUACCAAGAGAAGUACAGAAAGCUGUGGAACAUGCCCACAGACAACUUGGACACCCAAGCAGGGAUACGCUAGUCCGGAUGCUCCGGGUCUCUGGUGCCACAGAUGAGGCAGUACGACAUGCGCGGCGGUGGCAGUGCGAUGUGUGCCGAGCACAGAAGCCACCUGCCCAUCCUUUGGCUACAACACCAACUUUGAGGCCUUACGGUUUUAACCGUAAACUCCACCUGGACAUCAAGUUCGUACAUGACUCCAGAGAGCGAAAAUACCCCUGUCUCUCCAUCGUGGACUUGGGAACGGCCUAUCAUGGAGCUUGCCUUUGCAAAACCAGGCGCUCUGAUUAUGUGGCACGGAAGUUCCUGAUUCACUGGGUGCAGAUUUUUGGAGCCCCAGAGCACAUUCACCACGAUCAAGGGGGCGAAUUUGAACUGGCUUUUGUAUCGCUUCUGGAGGAUAUGGCUAUCCCAACAACUGUCACUGGAUCACAUGCACCAUGGCAACUAUCAGUUGGAGAACGACAUGGUGCAAUUUUGGGUACAAUGGUUUCUGCCAUCACUGCAGAACAUGCCACUGAGGGAUUUACAGCUAUGAAAUUGGUUCUCUCCUCUGCGGUGGCGGCCAAAAAUAUGACAGUGACGAGAGAUGGAUUCACUCCCAAUCAACGACUGUUUGGGGCUGAAGUGAAGUUUCCAAGUUUGACAGAGGAAAAUGUCAAGCCGAGCUUUGCCGAAGCUCUGGACGCUGAAUCAGAAUAUGCACGUGCUCACAAAAUGCGCAUCACGGCAAGACUUGCCUUGAUCAGAAUGGAUGUUCAGGAGAAGAUGCGCCGUGCAAUUCUGAGGAAGCCAGCCCAUGAAAAUGAAGGCCCAUUCGUGCCUGGAACGCAGAUCUACUUUUGGACACCGAAGAGGCUUACAAAACGCUAUGCUCGAGGUGGCCAAUGGCGAGGCCCUGCAACAAUCCUUGUCAGGGAGGCCAAGGAGAGGUAUUUCGUCAGUUGGCGAGGCCGCGCCCUCCUUCUGGCUGCGCCAAACAUCCGGUUGGCCACUCGUGAGGAGCUGGCUCUCAACGAACCAGCCAAAGAGGAUGCCGACAGCUUGGGUGAGUUGCUGCGCGACCCCAUGCGAGAGAAGGUCUACAAAGACCAGACCCGCUUAGCACCACCCAAGCGGGUGAAGAGGCGCCCUCCUACAGAGGAGAAUCCAGAGAGGAAGAGAGCGAGGAUGAUGCUACGAGGCAUAAAAUCCAUCAGGGAACUUCUGAAGGAUCGGUUAGCUGAUCUCAGGUCCCAAGUUCGAAAGAGAAGGAUGCCCAAGCAAGUUGAGGAUCAACCGGCUGCGCCGCAACCCAAGAAAAGAGCAAAAGCUCUGGAAGAUGGCAGCGUCCACCCAGAUGCGCCUUCCAUCCCAGGUCCACCGGCUGCUUUGCCAGGCCCCGGUGAUGGAAAUGAAUCGGAUGGAUAUACAGCUACAUCGCCCUACGAUGAAGGCGAAGGUCCACCACAGCCACCAACCGAUGAGGAAUUGCCACACAUCCCUUCGGAUGAUGAAGGCUUGGAUGAACCUUCAAGGGUUGAGGCCGAGCCUCCAACUGAGGUGCCCCCACAUGAGGUACCAGUACCACCUGAUGAUGAAGAAGAAUGGUUGGAGGAAUUCCGAAAACUUUCAGAAGAAGAUCGACGCAAGAUGGCUUUGGACGACGUCCCGCUCACUCUCAAGAGGAAGCAGGUACCAGUAGAUCCUGCUCAGGCGGAAGCUGCCGUCAAGAAGUUGCGAGCUAACUUCUGUGCUCAAGUGGCUGCGACCACGGUCUAUGGAAGCUUACAAAAUGAAUGGGUGUCCCGAUACGAGGUGGAGAUUCUCAAGCAGCUGACUGGUCUUCCGGUUACAGCUGCCAGGAUUCAUAGGACACCACGAAAGCGCUUCCAAAAACCCCCGAAGAUGGUGAGUCGCUCAAGACUCUCAAUUUUGAUUGGAAAAGACCCUGCAAACACUUUCAUCGUCAACGAGGACGAGGCUGACGUCAAGCAGAACCCACGCCGUCGUGCCAGCUUUCUUUGGAAAGGCAUGACGAUCUUCUACAAGACUGCCAAGGAGGAUGAGAAGGAACCCAUCUACAUCCAGCUUCCAGAUGGUCUAUAUCGGGCAGACAUGACCGCGCAGGAUGCCCAGGACUUUGAAGCUCUGUGGACGGAAGAAGUUCGAGAUCUUCUCACCACCGAAGCACUGCUGCUGAAGAUGAAGCAAGGUGGAAAGGAGUUGGACCCCUCCUACUUUGACAAGAAGGAGAAGGCAGCCUUUGAUGCGGCUGACGUCAAAGAAUGGUCUGAGUGGAUCAAGAAUGGAGUGAUUGAAAGAGUCAGCCCAGCUGAAGCUGCAAGGAUUCCAAAAGCCUCCAUCUUUCGAGCCCCACUCAGGAUGCUCAGGGUCAACAAACAGACCAACCAACUUUUGCCAUUGGUGGCGAAAUCACGACUUAUUGUGCCAGGUCAUUUGGACCCGCAGUUGGGAGAAUUUCGAACUGACUCCCCAACGUGUCCUCAAGCAGCUGUACGUGCAGCCAAGAGCGUGGCAGCAGCCCGCGGCUGGGGUGGCACUAUCUUCGAUGUUACAACAGCUUUUCUCAGUGGAAAACAUCUACAACGCCAAGUUUAUAUCCGAGCUCCACGAGAAGGUUUGCCCCCUGCCGAAGGAUGGACGGCAGUUGAACCAGGUGAGCUCCUACGCAUUCUCAAGAGUGCGUACGGAUUGACGGAAAGCCCAAGGCUUUGGUACCUUGAGGCCCUCGACAGGAUCAAGAAGACCGAACUACAGGAGUUGGAAAUGUCGAGGUCAACCUUCGCGGCAGGAGGUGGAAACAGUGGCAGCGCCACCUAUGCAAUCCUGUGCCUCCAUGUGGAUGACGGAUUACUUUUGGGAGAUUUACAGGACAAGCGAGUCCAGAAUCUCAAGAGGCAGAUAGAUGGAAUGUUCAAGAUCAAAGCUUGGAAGAACCUAUCUGCCAAAGAACCCGUACAGUUUCUUGGAGUGGAUGUAACUAUGGACUCAAACGGCAUCCACGACGACAUGAAGCAGUACAUCAACCAGAUCAAGGUGGAGCUCUUACAAGGAUCGGGACCACUGAACCCAAGAGAGCUGACGCUCUACCGCCAGCUUAUCAUGCGUCUGAGGUGGCCUGCUCAACAGGCGAUGCCGCACAUGCUCUACGAGGUAUCUGCCCUGGCACAACGAGUGAGCCGCGCUCAGCACAGUGAUUACAAAGAGGCCGUGAAGCUACACGGCAAAUUCAAAGAGGAAGCUUCCCAGGGCCGCGCCCGGCUGACGUAUCCGAAGAUCGAGGAGAAAGAGAAGAUGUUUUACAUCAGCUUCUUCGACGCCUCGGUCGGGAAAGAAGAAGAUGGAAAAUCCCAGUUGGGAUCGAUCCACUUCCUCACCACGGAGAAGGCCCGCACAGGCCCAGCUUUGGCAUCGGUGGUGGAAUUUUCCACCAACAAGAGCUCAAGAGUCCUGAGGAGCUCUAUGUCAGCUGAAAGCUGCAGUAUGUCCAUCUGCGUGGACCGCCAUCUGUAUGGCCGCCUGGUUCUAGACCGCUUGCUCUAUGGCAACAGGCCUUUGGACGCAGAUUGGCGAGUGACUAUGGGCUUGGACGGCGGAGUGGUUACGGAUGCAAAAAGCCUUUUCGAUCAUCUCAACACCACGGGCCAACUUCCGACUGAACGCCAAACGAUGUUGGAUUUGCUUGUGGCCCGACACCACUUGGAAGCCGGAGCGUACAUGUUGUUUUGGGUUCCUACCCAUCGUCAACACGCGGACGGCCUCACCAAGAAGAUGGUCAACUUGCUUUGGCAGGCGUUUUGCAAGGUGCCAAAGAUCUCACUGAAGGAGACUCCCGAGGAGAAAUCUCUGGAAGAUCAUCGGCGCCGAUUACGCCAAGGCCAGCGGCAGCGCCGCAAGCUGAAAAUGAAGGGCCGCGCCCUACCACCGGCUGCGCCGGGCAUUAAUUCGAACACACCAACACGUUUCCCUUCCGAUGUGAAGAAACACGGUAGGGUGGAAAUGCUGCGUUAUUGCGCAGUUUUCAGGGUGGAGAUGCUACGUUAUCGCUUUGUUUUCAGGGUGGAGAUGCUACGUUAUCGCUUUGUUUUCAGGGUGGAGAUGCUACGUUAUCGCUUUGUUUUCAGGGUGGAGAUGCUACGUUAUCGCUUUGUUUUCAGGGUGGAGAUGCUACGUUACCGCUUUGUGUUCAGGGUGGCCAUGCUACGUUAUCGCUUUGUUUUCAGGGUGGAAAUGCUACGUUAUCGCUUUGUUAUCAGGGUGGAGAUGCUACGUGAUCGCUUUGUUUUCAGGGUGGAAAUGCUACGUUAUCGCUUUGUUUUCAGGGUGGAAAUGCUACGUUAUCGCUUUGAUUUCUGGGUGGAGAUGCUACGUUAUCGCUUUGUUUUCAGGGUGGAGAUGCUACGUGAUCGCUUUCUGUUCAGGGUGGCAAUGCUACGUUAUCGCUUUGUGUUCAGGGUGGAAAUGCUGCGUUCUCACUUUGUUUUCAGGGUGGAAAUGCUACGUUAUCGCUUUGUUUUCAGGGUGGAGAUGCAGCGUUAUUGCUUUGUGUUCAGGGUGUCAAUGCUACGUUACCGCUUUAUUUUCAGGGUGGAGAUGCUACGUUAUCGCUUUGUUUUCAGGGUGGAAAUGCUACGUUAUCGCUUUGUUUUCAGGGUGGAGAUGCUACGUUAUUGCUUUGUGUUCAGGGUGUCAAUGCUACGUUAUCGCUUUGUUUUCAGGGUGGAGAUGCUACGUUAUCGCUUUGUUUUCAGGGUGGCAAUGCUACGUUAUCACUUUGUUUUCAGGGUGGAAAUGCUACGUUAUCGCUUUGUUUUCAGGGUGGAAACGCUACGUUAUCGCUUUGUUUUCAGGGUGGAGAUGCUACGUUAUCGCUUUGUUUUCAGGGUGGAAAUGCUACGUUAUCGCUUUGUUUUCCGGGUGGAAAUGCUACGUUAUCGCUUCUUUUUCAGGGUGUCCUAA
This is a messenger RNA of Cladocopium goreaui, 10410 nucleotides long. The record is from the annotation of a GenBank genome assembly. Lineage: Eukaryota; Dinophyceae; Suessiales; Symbiodiniaceae.